UUGAAGUGUUUUGAAGAUUUUACCAAAUGUUGCAAGGAGUCUGGAAUCCUUAUGGUAGUAAAAUGCCGGAAAGAAAAUUCUGCAUUGAAAGAAUGUCUCACUGCUUACUAUAAUGAUCCAGCCUUUUAUGAAGAAUGCAAAACAGAGUAUUUGAAGGAAAGGGAAGAAUUCAGAAAAACAGGAGUUCCUACCAAGAAAAGGCUACAGAAGCUUCCCACAAGCAUGUAAGGAAAGUUCAAAUAUAUUAGGACACUCAUACUUAUGGAAAGAAUUUAUAAUAUAAAUCACCUGAAACAAUGAACUUCAGAGUGUGUUUGGUUUAUCCUAAUUAUGAAAAUACUAAUUUUAUAUGAAAUAGAAUUCUGGUUUAUUAAUUAAGGGAUAGAAUUCAGAAUACUGAAAUGGGACAUGGUUUUCCUGGUCAUUCUGGAUUUUUUUGACACAACUCUGUGUGGAUGUUAUCUUCUUCAAUUGCUAAUUGUGGGGAUCGAAAGUACUACAGGAAGUUGGAAUGAACGAUCUUCAAAGGUGUUAUUAGGCAGGAUAGCAGAAUGGCUGUGACCCAGAAUCCUUCCUAGUUCUACCACUCAUUAACUGUGUAAUAAAUGUCAGAGUUACUGUGAGGAUUUACUGAGUAUUUCAAGUACAGAUAAAGUAUACAGGAAAGGACUUCAGACCUGGUAGAUGCUCUGAGAUCGACCACCCCUCAGAGGAACAAAAGACACUCACAAUAAUGUAAGCCACAAAGCGAGGUUUAUUUCCAGCCACCUGGGGUCCAGGUAUCCGCCCGACGCAGCGGGUUUCAAUGAGGACCCCAAAUGCAGAGUUCAGGCUGCUUUUAUAUUUUUUUUAAACAUUAGUCAUGGUCACACAGCAAUUUUUU
Messenger RNA from Castor canadensis (American beaver), 883 nucleotides. NCBI's taxonomy places the organism in Eukaryota, Metazoa, Chordata, Mammalia, Rodentia, Castoridae. The record is from RefSeq and is a predicted model, not a curated record.